This is a messenger RNA of Cryphonectria parasitica EP155, 2077 nucleotides long. Its product is annotated as general substrate transporter. NCBI's taxonomy places the organism in Eukaryota, Fungi, Ascomycota, Sordariomycetes, Diaporthales, Cryphonectriaceae. The record is from RefSeq and is a predicted model, not a curated record. Bases 277 to 1896 code for a protein of 539 amino acids. Gene Ontology annotation, cellular component: membrane. The transcript has 4 exons. Gene Ontology annotation, molecular function: carbohydrate:proton symporter activity. Gene Ontology annotation, biological process: carbohydrate transport; transmembrane transport.
AAAAAAUAAAGUCGUCAAGAGUACAUAAAGCGAGGUAUCCUCCUCCUCCUCAUUUCCCCGUGCCUGCUUCUCUUGUGACCCGUGAGCUCUUCUCGUCGUGGUAGAACUUGGGUCCCUCAAAAACUUUACCCAGUUCUCUCUCCCUCUCCCUCCUGUUUCUUCUCAAUAGAAACUUUUUAGUUCUCUUGUGAUCCGUUCUCUGAUAAAUCACCUGCAAACAACCUUUUUCCAAGGCAAGUUGGGGCACUCGACCAACUAACCAUCCACCCAUCCACCAUGGCUGGUGUACGCAAGCUGUCCAUCACCCGGCCAGAAGAGGCUGGCAAGGCAUGGCCAGCCAUAGCCAUUGGGUCCUUUGUGGCCUUUGGCGGCGUGCUGUUCGGCUACGACACAGGCACCAUCAGCGGCAUCCUCGCCAUGCCGUACUUUGAUCGCCUCUUUUCUACUGGAUACAAGAACGCGGACGGCAACCCUAGCAUCUCGCCCUCGCAGCAGUCGGCCAUCGUCUCCAUCCUCUCUGCGGGUACCUUUUUCGGCGCGCUGGCCUCUUCCUUCCUGGCUGACUCGAUCGGUCGUCGGCUUGCCCUGAUCGCCUCCACGCUUGUCUUUACCCUCGGUGUCAUCUUCCAGACCGCCGCUGUGGCUCUGCCUCUGUUCCUGGCAGGUCGGUUUUUUGCAGGGUUUGGUGUCGGUCUCAUUUCUGCUCUCAUCCCGCUGUACCAGUCCGAGACGGCUCCUAAAUGGAUCCGAGGUGCGAUUGUCGGUGCUUACCAGUUCGCCAUCACCAUUGGCCUCCUCCUUGCCGCCGUCGUCGACAACGCAACCGCCAAACGCCAGGACACAGGAUCCUACCGCAUCCCCAUCGCCGUCCAGUUCGCCUGGGCCAUCAUCCUCAUCGGCGGCAUGCUGAUCCUCCCAGAGUCCCCCCGUUACCUCAUCAAGCGUGGGCGCCAAGACCAGGCCGCCAAGGCCCUCGGCCGCAUCCGCCGCAUACCUGCGGACCACCCUGCCAUCCAGGCUGAGCUGGAUGAGAUUCGUGCCAACCACGAGUAUGAGGUCAGCCUCGGGAAGGCCAGCUAUAUCGACUGCUUCCGGGGCAACAUGCUGAAGCGCCAGCUUACGGGCAUGGGUCUUCAGGCUCUCCAGCAGCUCACUGGCAUCAACUUUAUCUUUUACUAUGGUACGCAAUAUUUCAUCAACUCGGGCAUCAGCGACGGCUUCAUCAUCCAGGUCAUCACCUCAGUCAUCAACGUCGUCUCUACAAUCCCAGGCCUGUACGCCGUCGACAAGUUUGGCCGCCGACCCCUCCUCUUCUGGGGUGCCAUAGGCAUGUGCAUCAGCCAGUUCCUGGUGGCCAUGCUGGGCACCUUGACCACAGGCCAGGACUCGGCCGGGAAAAUCAUCGUGUACAACGUUGCCGCCCAGAAAGCGGGCAUCGCCUUUGUGUGCAUCUACAUCUUCUUCUUCGCCUCGACCUGGGGUCCUUUGGCCUGGGUUGUCACAGGCGAGAUUUUCCCUCUCAAGAACCGUGCUAGAGGUCUCGCCAUGACCACCGCCACCAACUGGCUUCUCAACUGGGCCAUCGCCUACGCAACCCCAUACCUGGUCAACUACGGCCCUGGCUAUGCCAACCUCCAGAGCAAGAUCUUCUUUAUCUGGUUCGGGUGCUGCUUCUUCUGCAUCGCCUUCGUCUACUUCUUCAUCUACGAGACCAAGGGCCUAUCCCUCGAGCAGGUCGACGAGCUGUACGCCGACAUGCACGGCCUGACCGCUGCCAAGAACAGUAAGCACUGGCAGCCCAGUCAGACAUUCCAGCAGAGGGCCGAGGGCGGGGCCUUUGGCGGGGACAAGGAGAAGGGGUUGGAACACUCCGAGGUUGCUGGGGAUGGGUCUUGAAGGAGAGAGAGAAUGAGAAAACACGAUGGUUCUCCCGGCUGAAAUUGGUAGGGAGAAGCCAUGCCAGGAGGACGGGGCUGGUUGCUCACGGGAACGUGUGAUGUGGGGUCUCAGCCAUAGAGAGUGAUACACCUUCAAUCAAUUUCCUAGCAACUUGGAAUGCAAAACAGAAUCUUAAUGU